AUGCAUUCCUUCAACAAUAUCACCGUGCGGUCUUUUUUUGAAUUGACGAAUGAUGGCUACUGGGCCGUUGCCAACCUAAACAUCUUGGCUCGACUCACCUAUCCCGACUACCAUACCCUGCAUGCCAAAUCCCGUCCGACCCUUAAUAUUAUGAAACUCCUUUCCCAUAGCUCUGCAAGCGUUGAUCACUGGGCAGAAGUAGGGAACGCCCAAUUCAAGCAUCUGCUACUCUCCAACAGAGACCGUGAACUCGUAAUACUGCUGACCACGUCGAAAUUCAACUCCGUCUACGAAUGGACUCACCAUCUUCCCGUAUCACUCAAGGCCGGUGUGACCAAAAAGCAACAGUCAGCUCUCGAGGCAUCCGCCAGGCAAAAAGAUUAUUUCGUUGACGCGAAAUGUGACGGCGAGGCGGGGUUCAGUGCGAAGGAUCUUACCCUGCUUGCCUUCAUGGAAACAAUCAUCCAAGGACCGGAGGUCAGCGAAGAGCUGUGGAGGCGUGUGAGGAGCGAAUUCUCGGACAGAGAGAUCGUGGAGAUUAUAUCUCUUCAGUGCGAUUUUGAUGAAUGGGCUAAGCCUAAGCUCUGAACUGGUUCUAGGCUAAUGACGUAAAUUGAUGAUGUCUCUUUUCUAUGUUAUAUCGCAGGGAUUGUGCUAGUGAAGGUCCAUGUCUAUUCCUGACAUCGGCAAUUCUGCUAGGAGAAAUGUAGACUAUCUAGGAC
This is a messenger RNA of Aspergillus steynii IBT 23096, 722 nucleotides long. Its product is annotated as carboxymuconolactone decarboxylase family protein. The transcript is spliced from 3 exons. Bases 1 to 588 code for a protein of 195 amino acids. The record is from RefSeq and is a predicted model, not a curated record. Lineage: Eukaryota; Fungi; Ascomycota; Eurotiomycetes; Eurotiales; Aspergillaceae.